Emiliania huxleyi CCMP1516 is the source of this 2196-nucleotide messenger RNA. RefSeq lists its product as hypothetical. Bases 44 to 1717 code for a protein of 557 amino acids. NCBI's taxonomy places the organism in Eukaryota, Haptophyta, Isochrysidales, Noelaerhabdaceae. The record is from RefSeq and is a predicted model, not a curated record. The transcript is spliced from 5 exons. Gene Ontology annotation, cellular component: cytoplasm.
CGAAGACGCGCGCCGCAAGUAGACACCUCCGGGCAUUACAUACAUGGCCUCCUCUUCGUCCGAACGCGUGCCGGUCACGGUCCUCACCGGCUUCCUCGGCAGCGGCAAGACGACGCUCCUCAACCACAUCCUUACGGCGACGCACGGCAAGAAGAUCGCCAUAAUAGAAAACGAGUUUGGGGACGUCGGCAUCGACGACGCGCUCAUCCAGAAGACCUCAAAGUUCAGCUCGGAGGAGGAGAUCAUCGAGGUUCUCAACGGCUGCCUCUGCUGCUCUGUACGCCAAGAUCUCGUUGUAUUGCUCAAGGGCUUUGCCGAGCGCGCCGCGGCGGGCGAGCUGAAGCUCGACGCGAUCAUCAUCGAGACGACGGGCAUGGCGGACCCGGCGCCGGUCGCGCAAACCUUCCUCAUCUACGAUGAGAUCAAGGCCUUCGCGCGCCUGGACGGCAUCGUCACGAUGGUGGACGCAAAGCACGUCGAGCGGCACCUCGACGCCGUGAAGCCGGAGGGCGUCGUCAACGAGGCGGUGGCGCAGGCCGCCUUCGCCGACCGCCUGCUGCUGAACAAGACGGACCUCGUCACGGAGGCGGACCUCGCCCGCAUCGAGGCGCGGCUGAGAGGCAUCAACGCUUUUGCGCCCAUCCGGCGCUGCUCGCGCGGGGACGUGUCGGUGGACUCGGUGCUCAACAUCCACGGCUUCGACCUCCAGCGAGCGCUCCAGACCAACCCGCAGCUGCUCAACCCGGAGAACGCGCCGACGCAGCACGACAAGACCGUCACGAGCGUCUCCCUCGACCAGGGGGCGCCUCGCCACAUGCGGACGGUGCAGAAGGGUGACCUCGACUUUGAGCUCGCGACGGACUUCCUCGAGUACAUCGCAGAGUACAUCUACCACGCGGUGCACAUGACCUUCUCCGGCGGCUUCGAGGAGGCGUGGCAGCCGGGCGAGCCGCGCGAGUCAAAGAUGGUCUUCAUCGGCAAGGGGCUCGACGAGCAGUUCCUGGCCAGCAGCGUCCCUGCCUGCGGCAGCCUCGUUGCGAGCACCUUCAACAACUGCCUCGCCACGCCAGAGAACCUGACGCGGAAGGCGAGCACGCUCCGCUUCAAGCCCGGCGACGCCGUCGAGUGCCGCACCACGGGCUUCGACGCGGAGGAGGGGGAGAGGUGGGCGGCGGGCACGGUGGUGGAGGCGCCGCGCCGCGCAGAGUCCGCGCCGCCGGUGCUGCACCGCGCGGACGACAUGGCCCCGGGGGAGGUUGCGCCGUACCGCGUGCGGCUCGAGGACGGCAGCGAGCUCACCGUCCUGACGGACGAGGGCAGCGAGAUCGUCGGCGCGAACAGCCACGGCGAUGAGGACGGCGAGGAGGCGGGCGAGGGGUGCGAAGCGCAGGCGGCGCCGCAGCAGCAGCAGCAAUUCCGGGUGCAGGUGCCGGACGGGGUGCAUGCCGGGCAGGCCUUCCCAGCCACGGUCGGCGGGGGGCACCUCAUCUUCCAGAUCACCGUCCCGCCCGGCCACGGACCGGGCAGCUGGCUGACGGUCACCGCCCCCGUGGAGGCCACCGGCGGGGCAAGAGCCGGCGGCGGUGCGGAGGGCAGUGGCGCCGCCGCAGCCGGCAACUCGGCGGAGGGGACGCACGCGCGUACCACCCACCAGGCGGCUAGCGAGGGGGAGGCCGACCAUGAGGCCGACGAGGCGAGCAAGCGGCACAAGGCGUGACGCAAGAUCGCGUGGAGCAUCCUGUGGCCGGGACUGCCGCGCUGGGGCUGUCCGUACACCGUUGAACGUGCGGGGCCACGCCUGGCACAACGUUCAACGAUUCGAUCUUUACAUUGAACAAACGCGCCGUGCCCGCGGCGCGCGGCCGCGGGCUAGCCCGCGGGGUUAAAGUUUAACAGGCUAAGCCGCCGAUGCCUGGGGCAUAGCCAUAGGGAUAGGCCACAGCGUGCCCGACCACACACAAGUCAACUGUCAACUCAUAUAGCUGAAACAGAGGCGCGCUCGAGAGAACAGAGGUCGCACAGAGCCGACACCUCUUCUCCUCUGAGUCUGAGGGUGUGGUGACAUGGUGUAAUAUGUGUGGUCUUGGUGGUGCCUUUCCCGCCCAGUCUAAUGUGGGUGUGUGACUGUGGGGAGUACCUCCGCGCGUGUGUGGUGUCUGGUCCGUAGAGCUGUUUAACAUUAACUUUGGGCCUCUA